CGUGCGGUUAACAGUGAGUGAAGAGAGGAGAAAAUUCGGCAGCUAGGAAAAGGAGUCUUUUUUCGGCAGCGCAGCAGGAUUCAGAAGGAGUUCAAUUGAUUGGAGGAAAUAACAGCGAGCAGCUAACGUGAAAAUGUUUCGCUUGUUACUGCUACUGGCGCUGCUGGCGUCACCGACCCUCACCCAGAAAGCGGACAAGCGUCGUGCCUUCUACCGCCGGUCCACUACUACCACAGCUGUCCCCGUGCCGGACGAUGAUGACAUUGGCAGUACGGAAGCCAAACAAUCCGAAAACCAGCCCGGCGAAGGUCUGUAUACUGUAAGCGAUUCCUUUGCCAUCAGCGGUGGAUCCUCUUCGUCGUCCUCGUCCGGGGAUAGCAUUGGCAAGGGAAGCUCCUUCAAGCCGAUCACGACCAGUGGAGAUAAACAGACGUCAUUCGCGGAGUACAAUUUUGGCGGCACGAAGCUUUCCGACACCAGUGACUCAAGCUCGGACGAAGAUUACGGGUUCAAAAACCACAAAGCCCACACAAGCACGCACAGCAACGGUUUCAAACCGAGCGGAACGUUUGACUUUCUGAACAAUGACUAUACCCGAACUUCCCUGGACACUAAACCGAAAACUUCCGUAACCAGUAAAUUCUCUAUUUCCCAUCCAACUCCCACGAAAACAUCAUUCACGGGUAGGUUAGACUACUUGGACGAUUCCACGGAGUAUGACGUGUACUCGAAUUUGAAAACCGGCAGCCACUACAAAGCCCUGCAGAAAAAUCUGGCCGGGGCGACUGGUUCACCAUUUUCGACCUUUUCAGGUUCAUCACUGAGCUUCGACGGCAAGGUGAAAAAGCUACCCCCCAGCUACGAAGACUAUGGACUUGGAUCGACGCCUACUAAGCACAAGAAGAACAAACUCUCACUUGACGACGACACGUUCGGUGGAACCGGCUCCUAUGGCAUCGGUAGCACUUUCGGUGUCGGUAAGAUAGAAAAUUUCUUUUCCAGUGGUGGUAAAAAAAAGAAUCCUUACGGAUUCGGUGAACCACCGCUGGUGAAAUCUGCUGUAUCGACACUGAAACAUUUUGGUGAGGGACUUUUAGGUAAACCUGAGAAAGCAUCUUCUUACGACUACGAUAGUGACGAGGGUGGUUUUGGAAGCCAGAAAUUCAAACCGUUUGGCAAGGGUGGCAGUUUGACGAACAACUUUCAGCUAGACGAUAGCGAUGAAUCCGACGAACAUGCAUACGUUAAGCAAAAGUUUCCAAAACCGCACUCAUCCUACGGCCCCAAACCGCAGAAGCCCAUCACUCCAGAGUACGAGAGCGACUUCGAUGUGAAAAACAUCAAGCUGCCCGGCGCUCACAACAACUUCCGACCACACACACGUACUAAACAUACCCAACACAAAUCCAAACAACACGGUUCCGCCAUUGACAAUCCCAAUCCGCUUGAGUUCCGACCUAACUUUAAGUUGCAAGAUGUACCCAAUCUGUAUCCCGACGAACAUAUAGGUGCCGGCAUCGCAGCCAAGGGACAGAUCGAAAACUUCCUCAAUUCCGAGCAUGCGUUCAAAGGCGAAAACAUCCGGACGACACACUACCUGGAUGGACACCCGGGCAAAAAACCUACCUACCAGCAGUACCUGAAAAGUCAGGAGGACGAAAAACUCGAGAAGGAAGCACUGAAGGCACAGAUCGAAUACCUGAAGGCGCAGGCAGCCAAACGUCCGGCAGAGCUUAGACAGCGUCCACCGGGUCCUGCACCGUUCCCGCAACAUUCGCUCGGACCGGCGCCUUCGCGACCCCGAGGCCGACCGGUACGACGUAUCCCCGGCGCACACGUUCCACUGGGGGUCAAGGGACCGGGACUGCCACCGAGGAUUCCACACUACAACGACCGGCCCUACAGUAUUAGUUUUAAGCUUUAAGUGAUUGUUGAGAGAGUCAGCUGGACUUGAUACUUAGUGCAAUUUGCGUUGUGUUUCUAGCGUUAGCGAGCUGUAGUUAGUAGUCCAAGAUUUUAGCAUUAAUUUAUUUAUUUAAUGUAGCUUCUAGGAAGAAAUUUUGACUGUGGACAGUAAAAUUCGAGAAUCUAA
Topomyia yanbarensis is the source of this 2092-nucleotide messenger RNA. RefSeq lists its product as uncharacterized. The record is from RefSeq and is a predicted model, not a curated record. NCBI's taxonomy places the organism in Eukaryota, Metazoa, Arthropoda, Insecta, Diptera, Culicidae. The transcript is spliced from 3 exons. Bases 134 to 1924 code for a protein of 596 amino acids.